CAAAUUCAAAUAAAAUCCUGUAAUUCCAAUUUGGUCAAAAGGCUGUCCUUGGAACAUCGUAAUUUUGAUAUCUCAAGAUGCUGAUUGUGCCUCGAACUGAAGUAUUCCUCGGAGAACAGCACUGCUUUUAUUCUGAAGCAAACGUAGAUUAUUUUGCAUUUGAUUAGCAACCUUUAUAACAUCCUGUUAGCCAGCAAUAAUUAUGGCUUUAGUUGAAUGCCAAGAAACAAUACUUAUGGAUAGACUUUGAGGGCUUUUCUUGUGCCUGUAUAUAGAAAAAGUGUAAAAGGGACAUACACAGCAGGGCAAAUGUUAUUUUGUCACUUAUACUGGCAAAAAACUGGGAAACACAUUAGUUAACAUGAAGAGAAAUUCAGACAAUUUGGUUUUUGCCCUGCCUGGGGCAGCUGAACAGUGAGUGGUGUGUACAUGUGUGUGUAGAUUUUGGGAUGUUCACAAAAGCCAGCCUUAGCACCACUGACUUCUUGAGGUCAUUCCAGAUCACCUAAAGUGUAAUUUCUGUUCCAUAUUGUUCCUAAAGGAACCUCACUCUCUCUAUCCCCUCAACCUUUUUUUUCUUCACAAGAAAUUUAACUCACUUGGGCCUUUUCAAUGUAUUGCACAGGAAAGACAAGUUCACUGGAAAUCUAAAAGUAUUUUUUAAAAGAAAACGUUUCUUCUGUGCAAAGCUGUAUUGAUGGAAAGUUGAUCAGAAGUUUCCUCUAAUGCCUCAUUAUUUAAUCUGUGACCUUAUUUCGUCCUUCAAGUGGCUCUUGUUACCUUAGAGUAUAAGCAUAUUAUGUAGCAGAAUGUUAAUAGCUUUGUUCAGUGAGGAGAAAACAUGACUCUGCUGUUAAGUUGCACUGGCUGCACCAUGGAAGGAGGGAGCUUUGUAAGCAGCACCUCCUGAAUGGUAUUUAUUAGCAUGGCAAAUAUUUUUCUUUGUGCUAAACUCAAGUCUUACAUGCUGCUCUUCUGUAAAGGAUUAAUUUACUAGUAAAUUUGCUUUUGCGAAUUACCAAAAUUUUGAAUAAUAAUCUUUAAUUUCUCUCCUGACAUAAGUUCUUUGCUUGACGGUAUUUAACUUCUGCCUGGGAUUUUAUAAUGUUACUCUACUUGCCAGUGUUGCAAUGCUCUUCACUCCCAUUUUGUCACAUACAAACAUGCUAUGAAACCCAUUUUCAGAGUAUCUUCUCUUCAGUAUUCUGAGUAUGCAGCUUUGCUGCCAAGCCUCAGGAUGGAAGUUGGUUGCCUGCAAAGGGCAGGAAAACAGUGUUUAAAGGAUUUUAAACAUUUUAAUUUUCUUUUCCUUUUGCUGGGGACUCAGAUACUGAUCACUGCUGAAGGGAGAGUGGUGGGACCAUUGAUGAAUGGUCUGACCUGGUACUACAAAUCCCAUGCUCCUACUUUUAUGUGGAAAGGUAUAAUUUUCAAUAUGGUACCUGUAUGAUUCAUAGUUUGUUAACCUUAGUAUAAACAGGUCUUGCACUGGUCCUUUUAAGACUCUUACUUGUCUUAGCCAUUUACUGUACUAUCAGUGCAGUUAUUUCACAUUUAACUUACCAAGGGAGCUGCCAAGUGAGACCAAACCAUCAUUAAAAAGGGAGGAUUCAGAACUAAGAUAUCAACUACAGCUGUGUGGUAGAAGAUUUGAGCCUCACUUUGGGGCUUACAAGAGUUGCAGGUGUAGCCUGUUGAUUGAAGGCUCCUUAAAGAGAAGCUGUUAUAUUCCUGUGAUAGAAGAGUGUCUGGACACCAUUUGGGUUGCUAACACAUUUCCUGUCGUGUUCUUUUUCUUGGGUUGGUGAUGAGCUACCAUGCAGUCUGGUUUGUUAUAUCAGAAGGAGGUUAUUGCUUCUUCAGGAACUCCAAGUUGGACUUUGCAUUUAGGUCAACUUUACUUCAUUGAUACAAUAGCAGGAGAUCCAGAGGUUCUGCAAGCAGAUGCUGAAACAUACUAUGAAAAACUCUUGAAGAAGUCAUUGUCCACUCCUGAUGUUUUUUCCAUCCCUGGAGGAGGAGAGGUUAAACUUGAAGAUUCCUGUGUGUGUUUUGUCCCUCUCUACCGAAAUAAUCCUACUUGCAAACUGUUGCUGUUAACUGAUCCAAAGGAUAAAGAGACAGUUUUGGCAAUUUAUUUGAGCCAGCGUUGGUGGCCUGUGGAAGAUGUUGUGAAGACGGCUGAUCCUGCUAGAGAUGGGCUUGUUUUGGUCCAGACAUUUGGAGAAAGGAUUGUCCUCUUUGUUCUGAACUGCAUUAUUUUUGGAAUGCUGGAAGGGAGUUCAGCUAAUGAUGCAUUCUUUCUACCUCACUCUGCCACUGAGCGUGCCAAGAUACUCUGGAGAAGUGGCGAGGCUGCUGCCUUUUACUCGGUCAAGAUGAAAGGGAGCUUGUGUGAUGGUACAACCAGCCAGUGUUACCUGCUGCCAGUUUUGGAUACUAUAUUCGUCCGGAGAAAGCACAGAAGAGGUGGCCUAGGAAUGAAAAUGUUGCAUGAUUUCUGUCAGUCUUUCCUGGCUGAGGAUGCCUUGGGGAUCAGCUGCCCUAUUUCUGCUGCCAUGUAUCAAGUAUGCCAGAAAUUCCUACAAGCUCAUCCUGAGGAGCAGAAGCGACUGUGGGAAGUGGAAGCACCAGGAGAUUGGAGCCAACGAGUGAAUAUCUGGUUAAAAAUUCAGAUGGAGUCAUCCCCUUCAGGAAAUAUUCCCCCAGUUUCUCCAGAGGCUGAAGUGGGCUCUUGUAUGGAGAAGACUCCAACCAGUACACUCAGACAAUCUGUUCUGGAGCAGAUGAAUAAGAGUGUUGACUGCUUUCCUGGGGUUGAGCAAGUGACAGGAGAUGCCACGGAGAAAAAAGAUGACACAACAGCAGCAGGGACUUUAAACUCACAAGGUCCUGAAGAGGAGGACUUGGAACAAGGUGCAGGCGAUGCUCAGCAGCAUAAAGGACUCAGGAAAAGAGUAGGUCCUGGGAAAUUAGUUGGAGGCAAGGCUGCCAAGCAAUUUAAAACUACACCAUAAUUUCUAUUUCAGAAAUCAGCAAAAUUCAGUGUGAUCCUAAAAAUUGUAAUUGUUCUUAAUUUGUAACAGUGGAGAAAUUUCUUGAGGUAUGAUGAAAUUUUUUUUGCAGCACACAUUCUUCAUUUUAUGUUUUGUUUUUAAAUAAAG
Poecile atricapillus (Black-capped chickadee) is the source of this 3164-nucleotide messenger RNA. RefSeq names its product protein FAM169B-like. Lineage: Eukaryota; Metazoa; Chordata; Aves; Passeriformes; Paridae. The transcript is spliced from 9 exons. The coding region runs from base 1818 to 3017 and encodes 399 amino acids. The record is from RefSeq and is a predicted model, not a curated record.